AUCAUUACUUCAAGAUCCAGAGAGGGAAGGAAAGCAAAAGGAGCGACUCGCCGAGCUGAUCAAGUUCGGUUCCCGUCGCGGCACCGCCUUCGAUGCAAUCCAUCUCGCUCGCGACGUCUAAUCCGCGGUCGGUUUGGUGAAGCGCGGACGCAAUUCUCGGCUGUAAUUUGGCUCGAAAUGGACAGGCUAGUAAGCUUGGAGCCGUCGAGCACCAUCGCCAUCCGAAUCGAGCCGGGACAAAGGUGCUGUGGCGAGCUCACUCUGCGCAACGUGAUGUACACCAUGCCGGUCGCGUUCAAGCUCCAGCCGGAGCACAAGAGCCACUACACUGUGAAGCCGCAGUCUGGGAUCAUAGCUCCGCUCUCGACGCUGACCGUGGAAGUCACUUAUCACCACCCUCCCGGUUCGGCCCUUCCUGAGUUCUUCCCUCGCUGCGACGACUUGUUCCUCCUCCACAGCAUCGUGGUCCCCGGCGCGGCGGUGAAGAGCCAUAGCUCCGCCUUCGAGGUCCCCAGUGAUUGGUUCACCACCAAGAAGAAGCAAGUGUUCAUCGAUAGCGGCUUGAGGGUCAUGUUCGUCGGCUCGCCGAUCGUGGUUCAACUCAUUACGGAAGGUUUGAUGGACGAGAUCAGGGAGGUGAUGGAGCGGAGCGACCCGGCUUGGAAGCUUGUGGACUCUGUCGACGAGCAUGGUCAGACGUUGCUUCACCUGGCCAUCGCGCAGGGGCGAGCCGAUCUCGUCCAAUUGCUUCUUGAAUUCGAGCCCAGGCUGGAGGCUCCAGACCGAUCAUUGGGAUACAGCCCACUUGCGGCGGCGGCCGCCGCUGGAGAAACCCUAAUUGCGGAGCUCCUGCUGGCUCACCGAGCGAGCAUUGAACGCUCGGAGACAUCGAACUGCGGCCCCGUUCACCUCGCCACGGGCAGUGGACAUACGGAGGUGUUGAAGCUCCUCUUGCUAAAAGGGGCCGACCUGAAUGCUCUUACCAAGGAUGGCAAAACGGCCUUACACAUCGCCGUGAAGGAGCAGAGAAGAGACUGCGCGAGGCUUCUAUUGAGCGGCGGAGCCAAAACCGACGUGCACGAUGGCAAAGACGGCGACACGCCGUUGCACGUUGCAGCGAGCCAUGGGGACGAGAACACGGUGAAGCUCCUGCUGCAGAAAGGAGCCAACAAAGACGUCCGCAACAAGUACGGCAAGACCGCCUAUGACGUGGCGGCAGAGCACGGCCACACGAAGCUCUUUGACGCCCUUAAGUUAGGGGACAAAUUGUGCUCGGCGGCGAGGAAAGGAGAAGCGCGGCACAUCCACCGACUCCUCGAGAGCGGGGCCGUGAUCAACGGCCGCGACCAGCACGGGUGGACCGCACUGCACCGCGCUUCGUUCAAGGGCCACACAGAGGCAGUCAAGGCUCUACUCGAGAAGGGAAUCGACAUUGACACGAAGGACGAAGAUGGAUACACGGCCUUGCACUGCGCGACCGAAUCGGGGCACAUGGAGGUGGUGGAGUUGCUAGUGAAGAAAGGAGCCGACGCGGAGGCAAGGACCAAUAAGGGACUCAGUGCGCUACAAAUCGCCGAGUCGCUGGCUUACAAGGGGAUCUCGAGGAUACUCGGGCACGGUGGCGCGUGCAAGGACGGGAGCGCCCAAAUCACAGGCAGCGCUGCUUCACUCUUGGGAGGCGUCGGGGGAGGAUCAUUGGGUCGAGAUGCUGCCGAUCACGGAGGGUUAAAGAAGAAGCAGAUCUACCGGAGAAGAAAGGGACUUCGCGGUAGCUUCGAUUUGUCCAGGCAAAUUGCCGUGCUCUAAUUUGGGACUAGAAUCGUACCCAUGAUCCCAAGUUUUGCUUCUGCAUAUUCCAAAUUCAUGAGUAGGCCUUGUCUAUUGAUUCGAUUUGUUGCAGAAGUUGGUGUUGGUAGUGGUAGGAGUUAUACUUGUAGAUUCAUUCAGUACAUUGUGUCCGUUCUGUAACCUUGGUCUCUAGUGCAUGACCAUCGCUUGAUUCAUCCUGAUCCUAAGUUCUUACGGAA
Messenger RNA from Rhodamnia argentea, 2027 nucleotides. Its product is annotated as protein VAPYRIN-like. The record is from RefSeq and is a predicted model, not a curated record. The coding region runs from base 178 to 1806 and encodes 542 amino acids. NCBI's taxonomy places the organism in Eukaryota, Viridiplantae, Streptophyta, Magnoliopsida, Myrtales, Myrtaceae. The transcript has a single exon. Gene Ontology annotation, molecular function: protein binding.